Messenger RNA from Lachancea sp. 'fantastica', 912 nucleotides. Lineage: Eukaryota; Fungi; Ascomycota; Saccharomycetes; Saccharomycetales; Saccharomycetaceae. The record is from the annotation of a GenBank genome assembly.
AUGGCUGAAGAAGUAGUGACUCCUCAAGUUGUUAACGAUCUGGUAGACUACAACAAUGUCGGGCAAGUUGUGAAAGAGUUGUUUUGUGGCACCGUAGGUGGAUUUGCCCAAGUGUUGGUCGGACAGCCCUUCGACAUGACAAAAGUGAGAAUGCAAACUUCUACGGUUCCUGCCAGCGCUACUGACGUGAUAAAAAGACUGGUGAAAAACGAGGGUAUUCUAGCUUUUUACAAGGGAACGCUCGUGCCGCUUGUAGGAGUUGGGGCAUGCGUAUCGUGCCAGUUUGGUGUUAACGAAACAAUGAAAAGGUUUUUCCGCUGGAAGGACAAUAACAAACAUGGUGCUCUGACACGAGGGCAGUACUACAUGAGCGGGUUCGUCAGCGGUACUGCAAACGCACUUCUCGCCACGCCUAUAGAGCAUGUGCGCAUUCGCUUGCAACUGCAAAGAGGCCCUAAAACGACGGCAGAAUACCAGGGCUCUUGGGAUUGUGCCAAGAAGCUUUUACAGAAGGGCGCCCUGAUGCGUGGCUUAACGGCUACAACACUGAGAACAUCUCACGGAUUUGGGAUUUACUUCUUCACCUACGAGGGUUUACUGGCAAGAGAGGCACGCCGCGGGGUGCUCCGACAAGACGUGCCAGCUUGGAAGGUGUCGUUGUUUGGUGCUCUGGCCGGGGCCUGUUUCUGGGCCACAACGUACCCGUUUGACGUAGUGAAGUCCAUCAUUCAGGCGGACAACCUGAUUGGACCACGGUAUAAAGGUUCCGUGUUCGAAGUUGCCAAAACUGUCUACCGCGAACGUGGAGCCCGUGUAUUUGUUUCAGGGUUCAUGCCCACCAUGCUGCGGUCACUGCCAGUGAAUGGUGCUACCUUUGCAGCUUUCGAGACUGCAAUGCGUUUGGUGAAAUGA